Molecule: messenger RNA, 407 nt
Organism: Grammomys surdaster
Lineage: Eukaryota; Metazoa; Chordata; Mammalia; Rodentia; Muridae
Product: non-histone chromosomal protein HMG-17
Exons: 1
Coding region: 92-364 (90 amino acids)
Biological process (GO): chromatin organization
Cellular component (GO): nucleus; chromatin
Molecular function (GO): nucleosomal DNA binding
Source: RefSeq, a predicted model, not a curated record
UGUGAAGAAGCAGCGAGGACGACCCCCGGACGGACCAAACCCGCGCGCCGCUGUAUACCCGCGUUCAGCGCCGACGUCCCCUGCCGCCGCCAUGCCCAAAAGAAAGGCUGAAGGGGAUGCUAAAGGAGACAAAGCCAAGGUGAAGGACGAGCCACAGAGAAGAUCUGCAAGAUUGUCUGCUAAACCUGCUCCUCCAAAGCCAGAGCCCAAGCCUAAAAAGGCCCCUGCAAAGAAGGGAGAGAAAGUACCCAAGGGGAAGAAGGGGAAAGCCGACGCGGGCAAGGAUGCGAAUAAUCCUGCAGAAAAUGGAGAUGCCAAAACAGACCAGGCACAGAAAGCGGAAGGUGCCGGAGACGCCAAGUGACGUGUGUGCAUUUUUGAUAACUGUGUACUUCUGGUGACUGUAC